UCGUUGCGGGAGUCGCUUUUGUAACGCCCGGGCCCCCGCGCUUUCUUUCCCGGGAAGAAAAAAUCCCGAGUCCCACCGUUUUCCACUUGUACACUGGCCCUGCCGCGCGUGCUCGGACACAAGUAGUGGUUUUCCUUCUCGUUGGACUUCCGCAUCACCAAGGGGGGCUCUCCUGCUGCUUCUGCUUCUCUCCAUGGUGAAAUUGAGGGUUGACGGGACGAGGAACGGAGAUGGCUAGCGUUUCCAGCGCGUUCCGAAACCGGGUGGGAGGAUCGAGGAAUGCGCUAACGGUGGGUUCCUUCGUCGUCUGGUUCUUCAAUUCCGAGAUAUCAUCUUCUGGCGGGAACUGGGGUUAGGGUUUUCGGUUGCGUUUCUUGCCCUGCUGUUGGAAUUGUGGCACCUCUGUGCUUUUGAAUCCAUUCGGGCAUGAAGAACCUCCUCAAGAGGCUGCAUAUCGUGUCCGAGCAGCCGGACGAUCGCGAUGCACCCGAGGGUCCGGCUUUGGGCACGUCGUCGGAAUUGUCUGUUGGUGGGAAAGUUUCCCCAACGCGUUCUUCUCCUUCUGUGUUGCGCGGUGAGCAGAAGGCGUUGACGGGGUUUUCCGCAUGGCUGAAUAGCGUUGCUAGGGAGAGCCUGGAUAGUUCCGACGGCCGUGAGAAGGGCGGCGAGGACUUCUCCGGUGCGCGUGCAGUGGGCGCGUUGAGUAGUGCCGCAGAUGCGCCGGACUCUUUGCCGAAUGUGGAAAGUCAAAGCUCACGUCUGAUGCGUCCGUUGAUGCAGGAAGAGUAUCAGAUACAACUUGCUUUGGCGCUAAGCGCGAAAGAAGAUCCGGAGGCCGUUCAGAUAGAAAGAGUGAAGCAGAUUAGUCUUGGUUCUUGCCCACCACAGUAUACUCCUGCUGAAGUUGUUGCUUACAGAUACUGGAAUUACAAUGCACUUGAUUAUGAUGACAAGAUCUUAGAUGGGUUUUAUGAUCUGUAUGGAAUCCUAGCAAAAUCAACGACAGAGAAGAUGCCUUCUCUGGUUGAUCUCCAAGGAACACCUGUCUCUGGUGUUAUCAGCUGGGAGGUUGUUUUGGUUAACAGAGAAGUCGACACUGAACUAUUAAAACUCGAACAGAGAGCUUUGACGAUGUCUCUUCAGUCAAGAUCAGAAUCUCAUGGUAAGGUUGGAAUAGAUCUGCUGCAAAAAAUUGCCGCUUUGGUUUCUAAUCACAUGGGUGGACCAGUUGGAGAUCCUGAUGGCAUGUUGGCAUCUUGGAGAGCUUUAACUAAUCAGCUAAGAUUAUCAAACAGUAAUAUGGUUUUACCUCUUGGUUCUCUGACAGUUGGUUUGGCUCGUCAUAGGGCACUGUUGUUCAAAGUUUUGGCAGAUGCUGUUGGGAUCUCGUGUCGUUUGGUGAAAGGGAGGCAGCAUACAGGAUCAGAUGAUGUUGCAAUGAAUAUUGUUAAGAUUGAUGAUGGAAGUUGUGGCAGAGAGUACAUUGUUGAUCUUAUGGGUGUCCCUGGUAGUCUCAUUCCAUCAGAUGCACUUACAGCGCAGACUGAGUGUGAAGCAGCUAUCACUGCAGAUGAUUCGUUUCCUGAAGGUGUGGAAAAUCUUAAUGCAUUAUAUACAUCUUCAGGUGCUACAACUUCCUUUGAGGGUUAUGCACAAAAAGAGGUGACUUUUUGUUCUGGGGAAUGUAUUCCUUCCAAAGAUGAGGUAGGUCGUGAGAAUGAUUUGGAUGAGCCAAGUUCUGGUGAGACUUAUGGAGCUAAUUCUAUGCGAAGGCAGCCUACAUCAUGUAGCGGUCAGGAAACUGAUGUGGUCUUAGGGGAUUUUAUGAAUCCCUUGAAGGAGGACUUGGAAUCAUUAUCCUCCUCUAAGCAGAGAUAUCCUUAUGCUCAUGUCAGAUCUCCUUCUUGGACGGAAGGCAUUGGCUCCCCAGCUGCGAGGAGGAUGAAAGCAAAAGAUGUUUCACAGUACAUGGUUCAUGCUGCAAAGGAGAACCCAAAGUUAGCAGAGAAGCUAUAUGAUGUGCUACUUGAAAGCGGAAUUGUUGCUCCUUCCAGAUUAUUCUCUGAGCGUCCAGCCAAUAUUCUGGAAAUUCAGUUGAACACGGACAGUGGAUGGUCUGAAGAUGUCAGUGAGGAAAAGGAUAGAAAUGGGACCCUUAAUGCAGAACAAGCAAAUCUUGGCACAGGCUAUGUGCUGCCUCCUGUACCUUCACAUGGCAUUCCAUCAAACACCGUUCAGUUAAGGCCAUUGGAGCAGCAAAACCUUGUGGAGGAUUUCGGAUCCCAUCUUCCAAUUGAUAUUGGAGAAACAAAUGCAGCAUUCCAGGUCUCAUCUCAGUGUGAAGAAUCUACUUUGCCAGGUCCAAUUCUAGAGGAGAAGCCUGUUUUCAAACUCAAAAGUCAAAUUCCUGUUGCUGCAGCUGCUGCAACAGCUGCUGUUGUUGCAUCUUCUGUGGUAGUUGCUGCAGCCAAAUCUGGUGGCAACCGAAACAUUGAAAUUCCUCUGGCAGCUGCAGCAACGGCUACUGCUGCUGCUUUGGUGGCUACAACUGCUGUUGUUAAUUGUCAAAUUAAUGGGGAAGCUGAAGCGUCACAGAUAAAAAAUCCUCAUGAAGUGGCUGCUUAUUUAGCUGAUGGUGGUGAACAAGGGAUAAGUUCUGCACAUCAUGAGGAUGAGGCAAAAUCAAACAAAUCUAUUGGGAAUGAAAUUUCCAACGCUGGUUUGGUGCUCGAUGAUGCAACUGAGUUUGAAAUUCUGUGGGAGGAAGUCAUCUUGGGUGAGCGUAUAGGAUUAGGAUCUUAUGGGGAAGUUUAUAGAGGAGAUUGGCAUGGAACGGAAGUAGCUGUUAAGAGAUUCCUGAACCAAGAUCUCUCAGGUGUCGCACUUGAAGAGUUUAAAACUGAGGUGAGGAUUAUGAAAAGGUUAAGGCAUCCUAAUGUUGUCCUCUUUAUGGGAGCUGUAACACGUGUUCCUAACCUUUCAAUCGUUACAGAAUACCUCCCUAGGGGCAGUUUAUACAGGUUACUUCAUAGGUCUAACUGUCAAAUAGAUGAAAGAAGGCGUUUGAGGAUGGCACUUGAUGUUGCUCGUGGGAUGAAUUAUUUGCAUAAAUGUUCUCCAGUUAUAGUACACCGGGAUCUAAAGUCUCCAAAUCUUCUUGUCGACAAGAAUUGGGUUGUGAAGGUUUGUGAUUUUGGACUAUCACGAAUAAAGAACAGUACUUUUCUUUCUUCAAGGUCGACAUCUGGCACGGCAGAAUGGAUGGCUCCUGAAGUACUUCGGAAUGAACCUUCGGAUGAAAGGUGUGACAUCUAUAGCUUUGGAGUCAUUUUAUGGGAGAUCACAACCUUGCAACAACCGUGGGCUGGAAUGAACCCAAUGCAGGUUGUGGGUGCUGUCGGUUUUCAAAAUCGUCGUCUUGAAAUUCCAAAUGGUGUGGACUCAGCCAUUGCAGAGAUAAUAACAAAGUGUUGGGAAACCAUAAGAUUUUAAGGAGUGUGGGGAGUCAUCAAACCUAAAAAGGUUAUUCAAAUAAAUGAUGUUUAAUACAUAAUAUUAGUCUUAAACUCUAGUACUGUGAUACAUAAGCCUCCCAGUAAUGUGAAUGCUUCUAGUUUAGUUGGUCCCACAUUGGCAGGUCUGUACUGAUAAAAAUCGGAUGGCACUUUAGGCAAUUGAAUCAGAUGCUUAGGCCCAAGCUCAUCUCCUAUGAGCAGGUAAAAGUUUGCAGAGUGAUUUAUCUAUUGAACAGAUUGGAUAAACUGAAAGGCCUUCUUGUGGAUUUGCUGGAUUAAAUGUUUUUAUUAGGGUCUCUAUCACUCAUCUAAAAUUGAACGAGUCAAGUAUAGCAGUCAGUCAUACGGGGAUGGUCCUUCCUCCCGACGCUUUUGUCUUACCUCAUAGAAAACGAUGUUUACAAGUGUUUUUCUGCCAAACUAACCAACAAAUGUGCUUUAAUGGUCAAAUGACUUUUGAAUUGGUUAUUUUUACUUACGGUACAGAAUAUCUCAAACUUCUAAACUGCGGCCUUUCAUUCAUUCAAAGUUCUUACAAAGUCACUUCUGCGUAUUGAGAAGUUCUGAACUAAAAGCUAUUUUUUCUUCUGAAGUUUUAAGUCGUGGGAAUUAAAACUGCUUGUUGAAAGGAAACUGAAAAACAUGAUCUUAUGAGUAGGAUUGGGUGUUCCUGAAGGAUUGGGUGCAUGGCUGGGUGCGUUUCUCCCAUAAUUCUUAGCUUGUGUUAUCCAACGGAAAGUUGGCUGGGAGUUGGUCUCGUGACCUUUAUUGCCAGUGAAUAGUGUGUGCAUAAAAAAAUGGAGUUAGAUGAGCACCUAUACAAAAAAGGAAAACGAGGAUGCAAUACAUACAUCAGUGAGCUAGGGCAACUGCCAACUAGGAGGUCAGAACACAGCCUCCUGCUUACACGUUGCAUCAGCCAGUUGCACUGGCAAAAAAGGACACCAGGUGCAGCCGAUCAUUACCCUGUCUGAUGUUUGCUACAGGACUUAACACCACCACCUCUUCACUAGCCUUCCCACUUCAAUUGGCAUGUCCGUAGAGCUGAACUGCACCCGGUUAUACCAUUUUGCCAGCCAUUUCUGGUUCAUGUGCACUUUGAUUCAGAACUAUAUUUCAUUCUUAGCAUCCUUCCACAGAAUUCUUCUCCCAAAUUUCCUCACGACCCGAUCCCAUACUUUCACUGCUCAGCUGCCGUCAAACAGAAAGCCUAUUUGUUUCUUCAUCCUUUCCACAAAUAGAGCACCAAUUAGCCAGCUGCAUUCCUCUCUUCUGCAUAUUGGCACGGGUGGGGAGUUUGUUAUCGCAUGCAAGAUACAUGAACCAGCAUGCUCUAGAAAUUUGUUCUUCUCCCCAUAAAAACAUGGUCAUACAUCUUUCAAGCUGUUCAAUGGUUGCUCUGGGAAUUUUGGUUUACCUGCAACCAAAAAUUGGUAUAGUGGCAAGAUUAUGCUUUAUGAGACAUAGUUUUCCCCCACAAGAAGGCAUAUUAACCUUCCAAAUUUCCUAUUAGUUAACUUCCAUAUGAACUUCCCCAAUAACCAACGUUUCUCUGCAAGGCUCGUCCGUGAGGUCCCCUGUUAUUAAAGGCAGCCCCAAGCCUCUUUACCCUAUCCUAAUUUUGCAGCAUUCGACUUUUUCCAUUCCAGAAUGUUACGUCAUAUCAUUUUGGAAUUUGUUGUCAACGGUAAGACUAGUUUUGGCUUCCAAUUCCUCUGGCAUCAUUUUUAAUGGCCUGAAUAGAUCUGCGGGUUUCCCGAUUGAACAACAUAACAUCGUCUGCAAACAUGACAGAGAAGAUACUGUGCUUUGAUCUUGGCACGGGCCAUAUCUUCCUGUUCAUUACUUUCUCUUUAUUCCUCUUGGAAAGACCUUUAUAGUUAUUAUGAACAAGAUAUAAUGAUAGAGGAUCCCCCUGACGCAGCCCUCUGCUGCUCCAAAAAUUCUGCCUUAUUUACAACACCAUGCGUCAUGUUACAUUGCACCCACUUUGUGCAAAAGCAACUACACAAGUCAUGUUACGUUGCACCCACUUUGUGUGGGUGGCUCCCUGAGUGCAUCAAAUAUGCACUAACAUCCUUUGCAUCCUCAGGACAAUCACUUUAGUUACCAUCUUAUAAAUUGUGUUCCCUGAAGUCUUCUAUUCGUCCAGCUUCCUUGUAUUUUGGUAAGAGCAUUACGUUAGUAAAAUUUAUGCUUUGACCAUCCUACCUGUCCUGAAAUAAGUUAUCUUGUGUUAUCCUGGAAAAAGUGAGCUUGUAUUAUCAAAAUUCUUUACUUUGUGUAACUCAACUGCCUGCAUUGUAAAAUAUAUC
Molecule: messenger RNA, 5830 nt
Organism: Nymphaea colorata (pocket water lily)
Lineage: Eukaryota; Viridiplantae; Streptophyta; Magnoliopsida; Nymphaeales; Nymphaeaceae
Product: probable serine/threonine-protein kinase SIS8
Exons: 13
Coding region: 427-3492 (1021 amino acids)
Biological process (GO): protein phosphorylation
Molecular function (GO): protein kinase activity; ATP binding
Source: RefSeq, a predicted model, not a curated record